AUGGAUAUUGCAGCGGCUUUUGUAGCUCUGGCUUGCCUAGCGCUGUCAAUUUUGGUUGUCUCGAACGAUCACGUCUCGUGGUAUCUUGGUACCGGAAAUCGUCAGCUCAUCGUCAUCGGGUUUCUCCUCAGCAUCAUGAACCUGUGCCUAGGCAGUGUCACGCCGACGUUCUUCUUACUUCUCGAAGCCCGUGUUGGAAAUUCCACGCUACAGAAUUAUGACGGAAUUCUUCGCAACACACCUAUGGCAUCCAAACUGAGCUUUGCCUGGCGCAUGGUCCUUGUAACCAUGCUGGCCCUUCCCGUUGGCCUCAGUGCAGCGUACAAAACCUUCACAGGCGGUGAGAGCAGCAUGAAGAUUCACGCUCCCGACUACAUUACAAACGCCAUGUACUUCGGUCUUUUUAGACCGCCAGCCACGGCAUCAUCAAUGCACGGAGUUUCAUUCUUUUUCAACGCAACCAACUCGUUUCGAGAUGCAAGUGAACGAGCAGCGAAUCUCUCUGAACCUCCGCUGCCUACUUUCCCUCAAGCUUACGGCUACAACAUCCUAUUGCUUAACGGUUCCAGCGCCGCGCAACUCGAUAUUCUAGAUCCCAAUUAUAUCCUCAAAAUACAGAAGUUGCUUGCUCCCGGCGAGUCUUGGAACAUCACUGCGUCUGUGCUCGGUACCGUCGCUACCCUCAACAAAUCGGCGGCCACCGAAGAGGACUUUAAGUCCGCCUGCAAUGAGAUGGAAUCCAACCACACUUGGUACCAUGAAAGUAAAGACCUAUUCGGACCGGCAAAGACCGACUGGACAGGUCGUCGCGUGCCGCAGGAGGUGAUUGAUCGGAUUAUGACGGAGGUUGGAAAGUGGCCCAUGGGCCUAGAAGAGGCGAAGAGGGUGUGA
Molecule: messenger RNA, 891 nt
Organism: Colletotrichum tamarilloi
Lineage: Eukaryota; Fungi; Ascomycota; Sordariomycetes; Glomerellales; Glomerellaceae
Exons: 2
Coding region: 1-891 (296 amino acids)
Source: RefSeq, a predicted model, not a curated record